UAAAAUAAACAAUUACAUUAAAUAUAGAGGCGGACGGCUCAACCAUUACAUCCACCAUUUCUCUCCAUAAGUCAUUGCAAAGUAAGGCCAUUUUUUUGUUGUUGUAAAAAUGUGAUUAUUUCAUUUAUUUCCAUUUUAUGGAUAAGGGAUGACUUCCAAUUAGACCGAUAUUUGGUUCUGCUUUUAAUAUAAGCUCACCAUCCAAAAUUAUGCUACCCUUGUAUGAUUUCAUUGGUCAUCAAUUUGGAAUUCCCAUUUAAAGCCAAAAUUUAUUUGUGCUGCUACUCACAUUGCACCAAUAUACAACUACCACAUUGAAAUUGUCAUCAACCAUUGGUACUACAUUAAAAAACAUAUAGUACUAAAAAAUAAGUUAUACUUUGGAGUACCAUGUUAGUAUUUUUCAUGUCACCUUCACAUUAUUCUUCUUCAAUUUUUGUUAUUCAUUACCCUUUUUUAGUCCUUCAACCAAAUUACUCAUACUUUAUAGUAUCUCUUUUUCUAUAAUCAAUAUCUCCAACAGUAAUUAAACCAUCCCAAUUCAAAAAAAUUCAAUGUCAGCACCUAUUGCAAUGGCUGUGGCUUCCACAGCUGUGGCUAUGUUAUUCAUUACAGGUAUUUUCCAUUACUUCUACCACAAAUAUGUUCUUGCUAGAUACCAAAGUAGAAACAAAGUUGCUACCACUGCUAAAGGUUAUCUUAAAGAGCCAGUGCUAAACCAUGAAGAUAUAAAAAGAUAUGGUGGUAAUGUGAAAGGACUAAUUGUUGAAGAAAAUGGUGUUGAUGUUAUUUACAUGAUGAACAAAGAAAGUAGACAAAUGGUAACAAGUUUCCCAAAUUGUACGUUCAAUCCUAGUUAUGAAGAUGAUGAAGAAGAAAAGAUAAUAGAUGUGUUGGUUCAUAAGUCCAAAAUAACUAAUCAUAAUGAGAUUAUUCCAUUUGCAUGUGAAUCUCAUGAGAAGUUACCACAUAUUUCACAUGAGUUACUACAAUCUUCACUUCCACUUCCACUUCCACCACUACAAAAACCUUCACAAAUGAAUCUUGAGAAGAACAAGAUUCACAUGAGUUACAAUCAACCACUACCAUCUCCUCCUCCUUCUCCUCCACCUCUUCCUUCUCCUCCAAGAAAAGAAAUUCCAAAGGCACCACCUCUUCCUUCACCUCCACUUCCAAAGACUAGUAGUGGCUUCACUUCAUCUUUGAAACCACCACCAGCACCUAAAGGAAAAGCAAAUAUCAAAGAGAUUACCAUAGGAGAGAGUUCAAGAGAGAAUGGACAAACAAGGCUAAAGCCUCUACACUGGGAUAAGGUUGCAGCUGAUGUUGAUCAUUCAACAGUAUGGGAUCAGAUCAAUGAUGGAUCUUUUAGGUUUGAUGAUGAACUCAUGGAAUCACUCUUUGGAUAUUCAACCAACUACAAAACUCAAGAAAGAAACAGGUCUCUUUCCACUUUGGCCAAGUCCAAUUCCAACACACCAACUCAAAUAUUCAUCCUUGAGCCAAGAAAAUCACAAAACACUGCAAUUGUGCUACGAUCACUAGCAGUUUCUCGCAGGGAAAUCUUAGAUGCAGUACUUGAUGGUGAAGGACUCAGUGUUGAGACACUUGAAAGACUCACUAAAAUAGCACCUUCUCAAGAAGAAGCAUCCAAAAUUCUCCAAUUCAAUGGCAACCCAAAUAGGCUUGCUGAAGCUGAGUCUUUCCUAUACUACAUCCUUAAAUCAGUUCCAACAUCAUUCAACCGUUUGAAAGCGAUGUUUUUUCGAUCAAACCACGAUAGCGAAAUUCUUCGGCUCAAGGAACACUUACAAACACUUGACUUGGGUUGUAAGGAACUUAGGACUAGUGGUUUGUUCUUGAAACUCCUUGAGGCCAUUCUCAAAACUGGGAACAGAAUGAAUGCUGGAACUUCCAGAGGCAAUGCACAAGGUUUCAACUUGAGUGCUCUUACAAAACUUUCUGAUGUAAAAAGCACAAAUGGGAAAACUAGUUUGCUUCACUUCAUAGUGGAACAAGUAGUUCAUUCAGAAGGGAAAAGACAAGCACAAGAGGAAGACAAAGAAGAAUAUCUAAUUUUUGGUUUACAAGUGUUAGGUGGACUAAGUGAUGAGUUAUCAGAAGCAAUGAAAGCAUCUUGCAUCGACUAUCAUAGUUUCAUCACUAUGUGUUCCAAUCUUAGUUCUCAUGUUAAUGAAAUUAGACACAUUAUAACAUGCUGUGGAAACAAUGAGAAAGGUGAAUUCUUCAAGGACAUGAAAGGAUUCCUAGAGUUAUGUGAGGAGGAACUUAAGGUGGUGAGAGAGGAACAAGCAAGGAUCAUGGAACUUGUGAAGAAAACAAAUGAGUACUAUUUAGCAGGAGCAACCAAAGAUAAUAUGCCAAACCCUUUUCAUUUGUUUAUUAUUGUAAAAGAUUUUGUUGACAAGGUAUGUCAAGCUUGCAUAGAACUAAAAAAGAAGCUAGAAAAGAAGAAUGUAGGUGUAGAAUCUGUAUCAACAACACCACCUCUGUCUCCAUCAAACAGGAUGCCAUCAAGAUUCUCUAGCUUUGAUUUAAAUUUUCUGUCAAAUAGGUUAGAGUCUACAUUUUCCAGCCAAUCAGGAGAUGAUUUCUGAAGCUUGUUUUUGCAUUUGUAUCCUUUGAUUUAUGCAAAAUAUGGUCAUUCUAGUUCGUUCUUUAAUCAUAGUUUUGUUAUGUUAAAAUCUUUAAGUUUGACGAACUUCAAGAUGUACAUAAAAAUUAUUAAUGUAUCAGAUAUUUUAUCUA
This is a messenger RNA of Cicer arietinum (chickpea), 2769 nucleotides long. RefSeq names its product formin-like protein 4. Gene Ontology annotation, molecular function: actin filament binding. Gene Ontology annotation, biological process: actin cytoskeleton organization; actin nucleation. The record is from RefSeq and is a predicted model, not a curated record. NCBI's taxonomy places the organism in Eukaryota, Viridiplantae, Streptophyta, Magnoliopsida, Fabales, Fabaceae.